Messenger RNA from Parascedosporium putredinis, 1230 nucleotides. The record is from the annotation of a GenBank genome assembly. NCBI's taxonomy places the organism in Eukaryota, Fungi, Ascomycota, Sordariomycetes, Microascales, Microascaceae.
AUGGCCGCUGACCCGGGCGCCCCGCACGGCGGCCCUCCUCACCAUCCUUAUGCCUCCCAACCCCACGGCCAGAGGACAGCCUCGCGCGCCAGCGUGGCCAAGUGUGUCUACCGUCGCCCUGAAGAGAACUUGAGGCCCGACGAGGUAGGGCCGGAUCCUCCACCUAAUACUGUGGCUGCACAACCUCGCCCUCCGGAUGACCAAGACGUCAUCUCCCGCUUAGCUAGGAUAGAGUCUCUGCUUCAGCAAGCGACUGCUGCCCCCGACCACCGUGACCGCACCGGCCUCGCCCAGUUUGGUCACUUCCGCGAAGGCGAAGGGGUUCCGGGCCAGGUGCCGACCCCUCCGAGCUCGCACAAUGAUCUUACGGCCGUACGUCCCGUGCACCCUUUGCGCUUCAACAUCGGCUUCGAUCUCUCCGGUCUAUCUCGGCUGUCAGGCCACGACUGUCCGCGCGAACUAGCGCCCUUGUGCGCCAGCGACACCUCGGAACGCCAGCUCGAUCUGGAACUAGCCCGCAGCAAGGAUAUCUUCGACUGCGACUAUGUCCACCACGAGUCCCUGGACCUCACCAUGAUGCGCUGUGCACGGCUGCAGCAAGUAUUUUGUCGCGAUGUCCUCCCCUGGUGUCCCAUCUUUGACCAAGACGACUGCGCCGGCGUCGUGAGCCGCGCCAUUGACUCGCAGUUUCGCCACCGUUCUCUCGACUCAUGCCUCGCCCUCUACGUCCUCGCGAUCGGCGCCUUCGCUAAUGACCCGAACCGCUUUUACGACGACCCCGCUCGCUUCCCGGGUGUCGACUACUUCCGCGCCGCUUGCCAGAUCGCGGACGCCGAGCGCCUGAAUGCUAAUACGGUGCGCUACGUACAGUGCCAGAUCCUCCAGUGCUUCUACCUCCUCUAUUGCUUGCGGCCCCUGCUCGCCCACGAGGCUAUCCAGCGCGCCUCCACCAAGGUUGUCGUCCUCCUUCAGCAGCACACGCGCGUGGAGGCGGACCCAACCUUUCGGCAGCAGUGUAUCCGCGCCUACUGGACUUGCUACCUUCUCGAGCAUGAGCUCCAGGCCUAUAUUCCAUGGAGCUCUCAAAUCCUUCAAUGCUUCAACGAGGAUAUGAAACUGCCCCUCAGUCAGUACGACGAGCCUGGCUUUUACUGGUUCCUCGCCGAGAUCACACUGCGGCGCAUUUUCUCCCGCCCGCGCGGGGAUUGGGGUGGAACCAGAUGUUUAUGA